AAAAGAGAGAAUAAAUUAUGCCAUGUCGAUCACGUUUCUCAUUUUUCUCCGCUGAAGCAGAGGAGAAGGUCGUUACCAAUAAACCUCAAUAACGGCGCCGUUUUUGACUUUCUCAUUCUGCUUCAUCAACUUCAAUGGCGGAAGAGAAUUCAAGGAGCAAGAAAACAAUUCCACCGUAUAUGAAGGCUAUUUCCGGUUCAUUAGGUGGAAUCGUUGAAGCUAGUUGUUUGCAACCUAUUGACGUUAUCAAAACCCGGCUUCAACUGGACCGGGCCGGUGCUUACAAGGGGAUUGCGCACUGUGGUUCUACCAUUGUUAAUAACGAAGGUGUAAGGGCUUUAUGGAAAGGAUUGACGCCAUUCGCUACUCAUUUGACUCUCAAGUAUGCGUUGCGUAUGGGUUCAAAUGCGGUUUUUCAGACAGCUUUUAAGGACUCGGAAACAGGUAAGCUUAGUCCGCAGGGUCGAUUGAUGGCUGGUUUUGGUGCUGGUGUGCUUGAAGCUCUUGUUAUUGUCACGCCCUUUGAGGUGGUGAAGAUUAGACUCCAGCAGCAGAGAGGAUUAAGUCCUGAGCUAUUACGAUACAAGGGACCUGUACACUGUGCUCGUAUGAUUGUUCGUGAAGAAGGCAUUCUCGGUCUCUGGGCAGGUGCGUCGCCAACAGUUAUGCGUAAUGGUACAAAUCAGGCCGCCAUGUUUACAGCCAAGAAUGCAUUUGACACAAUAUUGUGGAAGAAACAUGAAGGUGAUGGGAAAGUUCUUCAUCCAUGGCAGUCCAUGAUAUCAGGAUUCCUGGCAGGGACAGCUGGUCCUAUAUGCACCGGUCCAUUUGACGUUGUGAAAACAAGGCUCAUGGCUCAGAGUAAAUCUGUGGGCGAGUUGAAGUACAGAGGAAUGUUUCAUGCCAUUGCAACAAUACAUGCAGAAGAAGGAUUACGUGCCUUAUGGAAAGGACUAAUUCCCCGGCUCAUGAGGAUCCCACCUGGACAGGCGAUUAUGUGGGCUGUGGCUGACCAAAUAACUGGCUUUUACGAGAGGACAUAUUUGACAAAUGCACCUUUAUAGGUACUACUGCAGUUUUAUCAUUGCCUUUCUUAGUUCACUUUUCUGGCAGAAGCUCAGCAAGUUUUUCCCUUCAUAGUUUCUUUAGCUAUUGAUUAAAUGCGAAAAGAAGAUGGCGCUACGCCUUAUCCACAUUUUUUCUGUGAUCCCGCAACCUUUCAAAUGUUUGUCUAGACUACCUCUAUCUUUACAGGCUGAGGAACUGAGUUUUGCAGUAAAAUUGAAAUCUUUGAAGUCUCAUUUUGAUAUGUACUGAGGAUGGAAAUCCUAACUGGUGUGAUUGAAGUGCUUGAGAACAUUGUUGAUUUUUUACCCUUGCCAAAAGGAAAUUAAAAAAGAAACAUUUUAAAUUC
This is a messenger RNA of Solanum pennellii, 1414 nucleotides long. RefSeq names its product mitochondrial succinate-fumarate transporter 1. The record is from RefSeq and is a predicted model, not a curated record. The transcript has 2 exons. The coding region runs from base 135 to 1064 and encodes 309 amino acids. NCBI's taxonomy places the organism in Eukaryota, Viridiplantae, Streptophyta, Magnoliopsida, Solanales, Solanaceae. Gene Ontology annotation, biological process: fumarate transport; succinate transport; transmembrane transport.